This is a messenger RNA of Mesorhabditis spiculigera, 1128 nucleotides long. The record is from the annotation of a GenBank genome assembly. NCBI's taxonomy places the organism in Eukaryota, Metazoa, Nematoda, Chromadorea, Rhabditida, Rhabditidae.
AUGUGCGACGAGGAGGUUGCCGCUCUUGUUGUGGACAAUGGAUCCGGCAUGUGCAAAGCCGGUUUCGCGGGAGACGAUGCUCCCCGUGCCGUGUUCCCCUCAAUCGUCGGCCGUCCCAGGCAUCAGGGAGUCAUGGUUGGUAUGGGACAGAAGGAUUCGUACGUUGGAGACGAGGCCCAGUCGAAGAGGGGUAUCCUCACCCUCAAGUACCCCAUCGAGCACGGAAUCGUGACCAACUGGGAUGACAUGGAAAAGAUCUGGCAUCACACGUUCUACAAUGAGCUUCGCGUGGCCCCGGAAGAACAUCCAGUCCUCCUCACUGAAGCCCCGCUUAACCCCAAGGCCAACAGGGAGAAGAUGACCCAGAUCAUGUUCGAGACGUUCAACUCCCCGGCCAUGUAUGUCGCCAUUCAGGCCGUGCUCUCCCUCUACGCCUCCGGACGUACCACCGGUAUCGUUCUGGACUCUGGUGAUGGUGUCACCCACACCGUCCCGAUCUACGAAGGAUACGCCCUUCCCCACGCCAUUCUCCGUGUUGACCUGGCUGGCCGUGAUCUCACCGACUACUUGAUGAAGAUCCUCACUGAGCGUGGUUAUUCCUUCACCACCACCGCCGAGCGUGAAAUCGUCCGCGACAUCAAGGAGAAGCUCUGCUACGUCGCCCUCGACUUUGAGCAGGAAAUGGCGACCGCCGCCUCCUCCUCUUCCCUCGAGAAGUCGUACGAACUCCCUGACGGUCAGGUGAUCACCGUCGGAAACGAGCGUUUCCGUUGCCCCGAGGCCAUGUUCCAGCCCUCUUUCCUGGGUAUGGAAUCGGCUGGAGUGCACGAGUCGGUGUACAACUCGAUCAUGAAGUGCGAUAUCGACAUCAGGAAGGAUCUGUAUGCGAACAAUGUCCUUUCGGGAGGAACCACCAUGUACCCCGGAAUCGCUGACCGAAUGCAGAAGGAGAUCACCGCCCUCGCACCCAGCACGAUGAAGAUCAAGAUCAUUGCCCCUCCGGAGCGCAAAUACUCUGUGUGGAUCGGAGGAUCCAUCCUCGCCUCCCUCUCCACCUUCCAGCAGAUGUGGAUCUCCAAGGCCGAGUACGACGAGUCGGGCCCGUCCAUCGUCCACCGCAAGUGCUUC